CGGUCCGUUGAGAUGCCUUACACUAGAUCCAUCUUACAAGUAAACAUAUAUAGUACACACAGAAAGAACCAAAAUAUAGCAACAUAAAUUGCAGGCCAAGACAAAACCGCCAAGAUUUCAUCUACCUAGCUCGGUCGAUCUCCAUCUCUUUGCUUAUAUAAAUAAGUAUACCGAAAUAGAAAAUGGUAACAAUUCACAUACUGACAUAGUGGAACAUAAGAAAAUCCGUGCGUUUACCCCCGGUGGAGGAGGGCAUGAUCACCCGCUGCAAGACAGUGUUGGAUCUGCAGGCUUUGCCCGAAGGAUGCAUAGCAAACAUCAUCUCAUUCACGACUCCUAGAGAUGCCUGCAGGCUGUCCUCGCUUUCCAGGAUUUUCAUGUCGGCCGCGGAAUCCGACACCAUUUGGUUCAAGUUCAUUCCGCCUGAGAUCCAUUCACCACUAUCUCCUCUCUAUUGCCUUUCCAAAUCCAAGAAGGAGCUUUACCUUGCACUAUGUGAUUCCCCAGCACUCAUUGACGAGGGCAAGAUGAGUUUGUCACUGGACAAGUGGAGUGGGAAGAAAUGUUACAUGAUAUCUGCAAGGAGCCUUCAGAUUAUUUGGUCUGAUACUCCUCAAUAUUGGAGAUGGAUUUCUUUCCCUGACACCAGGUUUGAGGAGGUGGCUGAGCUUCUUGGUGUUUGGUGGCUUGAAAUCAGUGGAAAAAUUGAUAGACGCAUGAUGUCUCCGUCGACUCUGUAUAAAGCUUAUCUUGUCUACAGGUUAACUGCAAUGUCUUAUGGAUUUGAGUGCCAAUCUGUGGAGGUCACAGUUGGAGGAGAAUCUAAUAAGCGGAUUGUGUUUCUGGAAGAUGCGGGGCGGAUAAAGAAGAGAUCGGUAUAUUGGACUCACUUUUUGGGUUUGCAUGCCGCACUGGUACAGGCACAGUCAUCGUCCCAGCCCAGAGAAAUCGAAUUAGCUCGUCAAUAUCCAAAGGAAAGAGCUGACGGCUGGUUGGAGAUCGAACUGGGUGAAUUUUUCUGUGAAGGAGGUGAAGAAGAAGAUGGGGAAUUGGAGAUGACUUGUUCCGAGAUCAACGGUGCUUUCGCCAAGGGUGGCCUCAUUGUUCAAGGGAUUGAGGUCAGACCCAACAGGAUAUAGAUAGAUCUUAAUCUUAUUGCUAAUUAUAAUUAAUCUUGAAUAUAGUGAGAGAAUAUUUGAUGGAGAUGACCGGACGUAGUAUUAACGUUUGCUCUCUUCUGGUUAAAAAUGACAUCAAAGGGCAAAAACCUUUAUUAAAUACAAUGAUGUACCAUAGU
This is a messenger RNA of Rosa rugosa (rugosa rose), 1297 nucleotides long. Its product is annotated as F-box protein PP2-B10-like. The record is from RefSeq and is a predicted model, not a curated record. The transcript is spliced from 3 exons. Lineage: Eukaryota; Viridiplantae; Streptophyta; Magnoliopsida; Rosales; Rosaceae. The coding region runs from base 255 to 1139 and encodes 294 amino acids. Gene Ontology annotation, molecular function: protein binding.